Molecule: messenger RNA, 3309 nt
Organism: Ogataea parapolymorpha DL-1
Lineage: Eukaryota; Fungi; Ascomycota; Pichiomycetes; Pichiales; Pichiaceae
Product: Protein BNI1
Exons: 1
Coding region: 1-3309 (1102 amino acids)
Biological process (GO): actin filament bundle assembly; mitotic actomyosin contractile ring assembly; barbed-end actin filament capping
Cellular component (GO): mating projection tip; cellular bud neck; cell division site
Source: RefSeq, a predicted model, not a curated record
AUGAGCAUCGACCGCUGCUGGCAAUUCUUUCAAAUUGCCCAGCCCACGAAUGGCACGCAGAUGUCCCCCACGAGAGCCACUGUGAGUUCUGCGAAUGUUGUCAAUUUGGGUCUGGGUCUUGCUGGUCGGGGCCUGGAAUCAGGGCUCGAGCCAGGUUUCAGGCCUUCGAAACCAGAUGCCCCUCUUGUGAGCCAGUUUACCUCCAAAUUGCGCAACAAGAUCAUGCUUCAGCGCGAUUUCGAGACUCUUGAGUCGAUGCUUGCCGAUUUUGACCGCAACAAAGGCUGGAUCUCAGAGUUUGUGCAAAAAGGAGGUCUGGAGCUGCUAGCGAUCAACGUGGGCGAGCUCAGACGGGACAAGGAUGAGUGGGUAGAUCUUGAGUUUCUAGCAUUGACAUGUAUGAAGCAUAUUGUCUCUUGUUGCAGCGAAGUCAUUGACAGGAUGAACUACGACGUGAUAACUCUGAUUGUAUCAUCUUUGAUCUCUCCCAGCGUGGUAACGCGGAAUCUGACAACUGGCAUGCUCACGCUAGUGAUUGCACACCGAGCCUCCAGUGCAAAACAAAUUCUGAACGCUAUAGCAAAGACUAUCGGCGUUGGAUCGUGGAUAUCUGCUGCGUGCUCCAUGGUGAGCGAGCUAUGGGCCAAUCGCAGUCAGACGGCAUCUUUUCGGUCGAGUCCUGCAUAUCUUGCAAACGAAUAUGCUUUACUAACCACCUUCCUAAUGCUCUCUGUGGUUACGGCGACGAAAAAUGUGCGACGCCAUCUAGAACAGCAUGGUCUUCUGUCUUUUUUCGAACUUGCUGGAAAACUAAACAAUAGCGCGAUCAACGACCUAGUGCGAAACUACUUUGAGCACGAGGACGAGCCCAGCGACUCUUUGCAGCCCGAAACUGGGUAUUUCGAGAAUCCCAGUCUGGAGCGUCAUGCCCGUGAGAUUCUACGCUCGCUGUCGUUUCUUAGCCAGACAAGACCACCACACGAAGCAGAACGCUACUUCCGCCUGAUCAGCCUUCUGGUUAGCCAUAUAAGCCAGAUGAAGAGCAUUGGCGACGAGAACCUGUCAUUCUCAAUCCAGCUGAUUCUAGAUCGUUUAAGCUCAGAUGAGGUCGCAAUGCGCGCGACGACCGAGUCGCGCCAUGCCUUGAAACUGCUAAGAGAGUAUAAAAAAGAAAUCAGUUCGUUGCAGCACGAAAUAGAGACUCUGCGCAAAUUGCGUCGUCCCUUGGUGAGGAUCAAUGGGAUGGAAAAUAGGGGAAAAAGCGAGAACAGCAAAGUUGGCCACAGACAAGAAAGGCUUGCUGCAAAGGAAAUUAGAGAACCGGACGCAACUUCUACAAAUGGCUCCGUCAGGGUUUCUAGCUCAAGUCCUUCCAGAGCAAGCAACUCUGGUGGCAGCUAUUUUGAGCCAUACGAUGAUUACAAAAUCAACUCGCCAGAACACCCAAAAGACACCAAUUUUGUUGUUGCUUCGCCAAAUAGCAUAGCUCCGCCAUUGCCGCCGUUCCUUCAACUUAAAGGUCCGGCUUCCAUCGAUGCACCGCCGCCACCGCCACCGCCACCGCCACCACCCUCGUUCCUGAAACCUGCCCCUCCAACACCCCCGAUACCAACUUCUGCUCCUGCUCCUCCGCCGCCCCCUUCGUUUCUGAAACCGGCAGCGGCAGGGCCGCCUGUGCCGCCGCCGCUCCCCAAAAUGUCCACCUCCGAUCCCCAGAAGCUAGGCAAACGAAAAGAUGACACACCAAAACCGGUUCUGCGAAGACCAACGUCCAAACUGAAACAAGUGCAUUGGGACAAGCUGGACGACGUGUCCAAUACAAUCUGGAAGACUGUGGAUGACGCGGCCCUGGCAUCGAAGCUGGAGGAACUGGGCGUUUUGGACGAUCUGGAGAGCCAGUUCUAUGCUGUCGAGACUAAAGCGUUCAAGCCCAAAGCUGUGGUAGCCAAGAACACCAAACGGAGCUUUUUGUCCCGCGACCUGCAGCAGCAGUUUGGAAUUAAUCUGUACCAGUUUAGUGGGCUACCGGAGAUGGACUUUGUGGCCAAAGUGCUCCGAUGCGAUCGCAGCCUGGUACAGAACUCGAGUUUAGUGGACUUUUUCUGCAACGACGCGCUGACGGAGAUUUCGCCGAAUCUGAUGCGAGAUUUUGCUCCGUAUUCGACAAACUACAUCCAGAAUCACAAGCCCAAGAAGGACCCAGCAGAGCUCGACCGUCUGGACAGAAUAUAUUUGGAAUUGUGCUUCAAUUUGCGCCAUUACUGGACAGAAAGGUCCAAAUGCAUUUCAGUGUGCUACAACUACGAACGCGAUCUAGAGGAUCUGGGCCGCGACCUGCAGGUGUUGGAGAAUGCUGUGGAGGAGGUCCGUGAGUCCACAUCUUUGGUUCAGGUUCUGUAUAUCAUCAGGGGUCUGGGCAACUUCAUGAACGAUGCAUCGAAAUCGGCCAACGGGUUCAAGCUCAGCACCCUUCAAAGACUCAAAUAUCUAAAGGAUUCGAAAAAUACCACUACUUUGCUUAACUACAUUGAGAAAGUGAUCAGAACGCGGUUCAGUGAGUACGCGAAUUUUGCAGACGAGAUCAGCGCCGUCCACAAGGCCCACAAUAUCUCGAUAGAUACUCUAGCAAGCGAAUUCAGAGAGCUGCUGCGCAACGUCGAGUCUUGCAACAAGGCGCUCACGGACGGGUGUUUAAGCGACCCCACGAAGCUGCACCCUGACGACCGCAUUGUGAGCUUUGCCAAGUCGCGGAUCGCUGUGGCACAGACCAAAAUGAGAGAAUUUGACACUAAGCUAACGAGCGUUAUUGACAGUUUUGACGAGCUGAUGGAAAAAUUCGGGGAACGCGUUAAAGACGAAAGCGCGCGCGGCUCGUUCUUCUCCAAGUUCAAACUAUUUGUGGACGAUUACAGAAAAGCCCAGGCUGACAACGCCCGCCUGGAAGAGGAAGAGAGAGCGUACGAAAAACGGAAGCGCAUGAUGGAGGAGUUUAAGAAAAGCAAGUGCGAGCAGGACCAGCCGCAGGACAACUUGAUAGAAUCGCUGCUGGACCAACUGCGCACACAGAAACCGACCACAAAGGCGCCGUCUGUACCUUUGGAAGUGCCCGAGCACGCGGAAACGCAGGAUAUCAGUGCCAAGGCGUUGCAAAUACUGCAAAAUCUGCCUCGGCUCGACGACGUGCCUGACCUGCCGCCCUCUACGCCUCCACGACAAAGCUCGUCUACAGAGGGCUCGCCAGACAAGCUGAGCAUGAUCCCGUAUCUCAUCACAGAAACUCUGAGCCCGAGCAAGGGGAAAGACAACUGA